Messenger RNA from Phoenix dactylifera (date palm), 1561 nucleotides. It is a transcript of the gene GA20OX2, whose product is annotated as gibberellin 20 oxidase 2. The record is from RefSeq and is a predicted model, not a curated record. Lineage: Eukaryota; Viridiplantae; Streptophyta; Magnoliopsida; Arecales; Arecaceae.
CGAAGUCAAACCGCGCACCUCGUUCCUCCCGCUAUAAAAUGGGCAGCAGUUAGGCCAGAUGAUACGAAGAGAUUGAAUCCUUAACAUUCCAUACUUUCCUACACCGGCUUUUCUCCUCCCGUUCUUCAACCCCUCCCAUCCUUUCCCUCCUCUCCUCUUUCUCCAUCCACCCAUGGUACUCCGCUCUCCUGCCCCGAUGGAGAUCAAAAUGGCCACCGCCGCCGCCGCCUCCCAGCAACCGCCUCCGCUGGUAUUUGACGCUGCCGUCCUCAGCCAGCGGUCGGACAUUCCGGUCGAGUUCGUCUGGCCGGAGGAGGACAAGCCCACCCCGGAUGCUGCUGAGGAGCUCUCCGUCCCCCUGAUCGACCUCGGCGGCUUCCUCUCCGGAGACCCCACCGCCGUGGCCGAGGUCUCCCGACUCGUCGGCGAGGCGUGCAGUCGGUACGGCUUCUUCCACGUCGUCAACCACGGCAUCCCCUCGGCGCUCCUCGCCGAGGCCAACCGCUGCGUCGAGGCCUUCUUUCUGAUGCCGCUCGCCGAGAAGCAGAGGGCCCAGCGAAAGCCCGGCGACAGCUGCGGCUACGCUAGCAGCUUUACAGGGAGGUUCGCCAACCGGCUCCCGUGGAAGGAGACCCUUUCUUUUCGCUUCUCCUCCUCUCCUCUCUCUCCAGAUAUCGUGCAGGACUACUUCGUCCACACUCUUGGCGAAGAUUUCCGGCACUUCGGCACGGUAUACCAAGACUACUGCAAUGCGAUGAGCAAGCUGUCGUUGGCGAUAAUGGAGAUUCUCGGGAUGAGUCUUGGGGUGGGGCGGGCAUAUUAUCGGGAGUUUUUCGAAGGGAAUGAUUCGAUGAUGAGGCUGAACUACUACCCGCCGUGCCAGAAGCCGGACCUGACUCUCGGCACUGGCCCCCAUUGCGACCCCACCUCCCUGACCAUCCUCCACCAGGACGACGUCGGCGGCCUUCAGGUGUUCGCCGACGGCAAGUGGCACACCGUCAGCCCCAAACCCAAUGCCCUUGUUGUCAACAUCGGCGACACCUUCAUGGCGUUGUCGAAUGGGCGGUACAAGAGCUGCCUGCACCGGGCAGUGGUGAACAGCAAGGUGGCGAGGAAGUCUUUUGCCUUCUUUCUCUGCCCGGAGAUGAACAAAAUAGUGCGGCCGCCGCUGGGGCUGGUGGGCGCCGACCACCCGAGGGCCUACCCGGACUUCACGUGGUCGGCGCUGCUCGAGUUCACCCAGAAGCACUACCGGGCUGAUGCGAACACCCUCGACGCCUUCACCAAGUGGAUCCUCCAGGCCGAGGGCCCCGUGCCGCUGUGAUGACAUGGCUGGGGGGAUUUUCUAUCAAUUUUAAAUGUCAUCAAACCUUUUGGAUUUAACUAGCUAGUUAGUGUGUGUUGGGGGGGGGGGGAUCGGAUACCGAGGAAGGUAUGGUGUGAAGAAAUAAUGCGGCUGGGGAAUGAAGCAAAAGUACGAGUAAGAUAAAAACUUGUUUGCCACUGUUAAUACCACUGUAAAAUAAAUUUCUCACAGAGGCCAGCACAUCUCUUGCCAUCA